AACAAUUACCAACCUAAGCGUUGGUAGAGAAAAAAGAAAAUCGCAAUGAGAUCUUCCUCCAGGAUGGGGCCUUCAGCCCAUCUCACUUUCGCUCUAGGCGUUAUCAUCAUGGCAACAAUGGUUGCUGCAUAUGAACCAUACAGCUUGCCACCACUCCCUUCAUAUUCGCCAUCUCCGAAAGUAGAAUACAACACUCCUCCGCUACCAUAUAUCCACAGUUCUUCACCACCUCCAUCAGUAUACUAUUCUCCAUCACCAAAGGUCGAUUACAAAUCACCUCCUCCACCGUAUGUAUACAGUUCCCCACCACCGCCAUACUAUUCCCCAUCACCUAAAAUUGACUACAAAUCUUCCCCACCACCAUAUGUUUACAGUUCUCCACCACCACCACCAUAUUACUCACCAUCUCCCAAAGUCGAGUACAAGUCUCCCCCACCACCAUAUGUAUACAGUUCUCCACCACCACCUCCAUACUACUCUCCAUCGCCAAAGGUAGAGUACAGUUCUCCACCACCACCAUAUGUCUACAGUUCUCCACCACCACCUCCAUAUUAUUCACCAUCUCCUAAAGUCGAAUACAAGUCUCCCCCACCACCAUAUGUAUACAGUUCUCCACCACCACCUCCAUACUACUCUCCAUCGCCAAAGGUAGAGUACAAGUCUCCACCACCACCAUAUGUAUACAGUUCCCCACCACCACCAUACUACUCACCAUCUCCUAAGGUUGAAUACAAGUCUCCUCCACCACCAUAUGUUUACAGCUCCCCACCACCACCACCAUACUACUCACCAUCUCCUAAAGUCGAGUACAAGUCUCCUCCACCACCAUAUGUUUACAGCUCUCCACCACCACCAUACUACUCACCAUCUCCUAAGGUUGAAUACAAGUCUCCUCCAUCACCAUAUGUUUACAGCUCCCCACCACCACCACCAUACUACUCACCAUCUCCUAAAGUUGAGUACAAGUCUCCUCCACCACCAUAUGUUUACAGCUCUCCACCACCACCAUACUACUCACCUUCCCCUAAGGUGUACUACAAGUCUCCUCCACCACCAUAUGUCUACAACUCUCCACCACCACCAUACUACUCACCUUCUCCUAAGGUGUAUUACAAGUCUCCUCCACCACCAUAUGUCUACAACUCUCCACCACCACCAUACUACUCACCUUCCCCUAAAGUGUACUACAAGUCUCCUCCACCACCAUAUGUUUACAACUCUCCACCUCCACCACCAUACUACUCUCCAUCCCCUAAAGUAGACUACAAGUCUCCUCCACCUCCAUAUGUUUACAGCUCUCCACCACCACCAUACUACUCACCUUCCCCUAAGGUGUACUACAAGUCUCCUCCACCACCAUAUGUGUACAACUCUCCACCCCCACCAUACUACUCACCUUCCCCUAAAGUUUACUACAAGUCUCCUCCUCCACCAUAUGUCUACAGCUCGCCACCACCACCAUACUAUUCCCCAUCUCCUAAGGUUGUAUACAAGUCUCCCCCUCCACCAUAUGUUUACAGCUCACCACCACCACCAUAUUAUUCACCUUCACCUAAGGUACACUACAAGUAUCCUCCCCCACCGUAUGUUUACAGUUCUCCACCGCCACCAUACUAUUCACCAUCCCCUAAAGUUCUUUACAAAUCUCCACCACACCCGCAUGUAUGUGUCUGCCCACCACCUCCUCCAUGUUAUGCUCCUUCACCAAAAGUAAUAUACAAGUCUCCUCCACCACCAUAUGUCUACAACUCUCCACCACCACCAUAUUACUCACCUUCCCCUAAAGUGUACUACAAGUCUCCUCCACCACCAUAUGUUUACAACUCUCCACCUCCACCACCAUACUACUCUCCAUCCUCUAAAGUAGACUACAAGUCUCCUCCACCUCCAUAUGUUUACAGCUCUCCACCACCACCAUACUACUCACCUUCCCCUAAGGUGUACUACAAGUCUCCUCCACCACCAUAUGUCUACAACUCUCCACCACCACCAUACUACUCACCUUCCCCUAAGGUGUAUUACAAGUCUCCUCCACCACCAUAUGUCUACAACUCUCCACCUCCACCACCAUACUACUCUCCAUCCCCUAAAGUAGACUACAAAUCUCCUCCACCUCCAUAUGUUUACAGCUCUCCACCACCACCAUACUACUCACCUUCCCCUGAAGUGUAUUACAAGUCUCCUCCACCACCAUAUGUCUACAACUCUCCACCACCACCAUACUACUCACCUUCCCCUAAGGUUUACUACAAAUCUCCUCCACCACCAUAUGUCUACAACUCUCCACCCCCACCACCUUACUAUUCUCCAUCCCCUAAAGUAGACUACAAGUCUCCUCCACCUCCAUAUGUUUACAAUUCUCCACCACCACCUUAUUAUUCUCCUUCUCCAAAAGUUGAAUACAAAUCUCCACCACCACCGGCUACAUAUUACUGAAAACCAGUAAAUGUGACCUUUAAAUGAGCAACUGAAUGUUAUUUGAUUUUAUAUUUCAUUUCCUUUCUUGUUAUAACAUGUAUGCAAUCAAUUUCGAUUUUCUUGGGAAUGUCUUAAUAAUUUGGAUACAAGUCCUUCAUAUGGUUUUGUGUGUUUUCUCAUAUUAAAUUUCUGCAAAGAUUGUGUGUGGUCUAUUUGCAGUCCUUUGCAAACUGCGGUUAUGUAUUGCUUAUUCUUGACAUGGUAUUUUUAAACAACUAUGUAAUUUUCGUAACAUGAUUUUUUUUA
Raphanus sativus (radish) is the source of this 2724-nucleotide messenger RNA. Its product is annotated as extensin-2-like. Bases 46 to 2436 code for a protein of 796 amino acids. The transcript has a single exon. Gene Ontology annotation, molecular function: structural constituent of cell wall. Gene Ontology annotation, biological process: plant-type cell wall organization. The record is from RefSeq and is a predicted model, not a curated record. Lineage: Eukaryota; Viridiplantae; Streptophyta; Magnoliopsida; Brassicales; Brassicaceae.